Molecule: messenger RNA, 786 nt
Organism: Aspergillus pseudoviridinutans
Lineage: Eukaryota; Fungi; Ascomycota; Eurotiomycetes; Eurotiales; Aspergillaceae
Exons: 3
Coding region: 1-786 (261 amino acids)
Source: RefSeq, a predicted model, not a curated record
AUGACCAACGCCCUCGCCGCCGCUACCUGCGCCAUCUACGCAGUCCUCGCCAUCCCAGUACUCUACCUCCUGGUCCGACACGGUCGCUACGGGCUCCUGGGAUGGCUCUUCCUGUUCUUCUUUUGCACUCUCCGCAUCAUCGGUGGCGCGCUGUCAGUCAGCGACGCCGGCAUCGCCGCUAAUAUCAUUUCCAGCGUCGGUCUUUCUCCUCUUCUCCUCGCAACAGCAGGCAUUCUACACGAGGCCCGACACUAUCGCAACCAACCCCUCGACAAGAAAAUGGAAUGGGUCUCCGUCCUCGCCUACCACAUGCUCGUCGUCGCAGGCGUGGCCCUAACAGCAGCUGGAUCCGCACAACUCCAGGAACACAAGCAACCCAUCGACAAGGCGGAGAAGAUCGCCAAGGCGGGUAUUUCAAUUCUAGCAGUCGCGUGGGGGAUUUUGGUCGCCUGGACCGGCUUCUCGUUUACUGCUCCCCGGGGACGGAAUUUCUCGCUCACGAGGGCGGGGACGGUCCUGAUCACAGCCGUCGCCUUCUCGCUCGUCUUCAUCGGCAUCCGCGUCUUCUACAGUCUUGCUGCGCUGUGCACGCAGAGGGCGUCGCUGAAUCCCGUCACGGGGUCGCUGGCUAUCCGCGUGGUUCUGGGCUUCUUGCCUGAGGUGAUUGCCGCUCUAGCGUAUAUUUUUGCGGGGAUGAAGACUCAGGGUGCGGCGCUGUUGGCUCAUGUCGAGGAGGAAGAGAUGGUUUCGGUUCCGCCGAAACCGCGGGCGCAGCCUUGGGUUUAG